Anguilla anguilla (European eel) is the source of this 1195-nucleotide messenger RNA. It is a transcript of the gene morn3, whose product is annotated as MORN repeat containing 3. The transcript is spliced from 5 exons. Lineage: Eukaryota; Metazoa; Chordata; Actinopteri; Anguilliformes; Anguillidae. The record is from RefSeq and is a predicted model, not a curated record. The coding region runs from base 402 to 1124 and encodes 240 amino acids.
GGUCUCAGUUUCUGUGUUCCCACAAAAAAGUAAGCAACAGAAAUCUCAGCGUAGAGCAUACAGACGUCAAUAGCUUGUUACUAAGAGAUUGUCGUAUUUUUGGGCCAAGCCUGUUGACUAUCUAAUGGAGUAAAAAUACAUUAAGCGAACAAGAAAAAUAUUGGCCGUUUUUAUUUGGGAUUUCGAGGUAUUUGCACUGGCUUGAUGCUUGGUGGAUGGCAGGCAAACUGUGUUGUGAUGAUGUAGGUUGCUGCUCAAGAUCAUCAGGUAGCAAGAAGUCUACAACUAGUGAGCGAACUUAUCUACUUCGCUAGUCAGUCAGGUAGCCGGGAAUUUUUUUUGCAUGGCUAGGGCUACGUAUUAUCCACAAUCAGUAGUCUUUAACCAACAAUUUGACUAUCAUGCCGUUCCUCAAAUUAACUGGGAAAGAACCCCUAAACAAAAUAUUGGACCGAAUGGCGCAGAAGAAUGGCAUGCGGCACACAAUUUAUUUGACCAACGGAGAUAAAUACACUGGAGAAUGGCUGAACGACAAGAAACACGGAAAAGGUACCGAAGUUUACAAAAAGACUGGAGCCAUUUAUGAUGGCGAGUGGAAAUACGGAAAACGCAAUGGUUUUGGGACAUUCAGUGUGAAACUACCUGGAUCUGAAGAAUACACAAAGGUUUACUCAGGAGGAUGGAAAAACAACAAGAAGGACGGAAAUGGAACUUACUUUUACAGUGAAUCCGUCUAUUAUGAGGGGGAGUGGUGCAAUGGCAAGAGGAGUGGUUGGGGCAGGAUGUAUUAUGAGAAUGGAGACAUAUAUGAAGGGGAGUGGCUGGAAAAUAACCACAAUGGCCAGGGAAUUUUAUGGCUUGCUGGAGGUCACAGGUAUGAAGGCACCUGGAAGGAUGGGAAGAAGCAUGGCCCAGGGAAGUUCUUUUUCCCAGACAAAGGUCAGCUUUACGAAGGGGUGUGGGCACAGGACAUUGCCAAGUGUGGAAUACUGCUAGACUCUGGGAGAAAGGAAGCCUCAAAGCCAACAACCUACCCCAUUCCAAAGGUUUACCUGGAGGAUGUUCAUUCUGUUCUGAUGGAAGCACAGAAUUGUCUGAAAGACAAUGCAUCUUUGGGAGACUAGGACAAUAGCUAAAUAAAUAAUCAAUAAAUAAAGAAGAUUGAGACUGCUUUCUUGGCGGACCAUACCAGGAA